Condylostylus longicornis is the source of this 585-nucleotide messenger RNA. Its product is annotated as calcineurin subunit B-like. Gene Ontology annotation, molecular function: calcium ion binding; calcium-dependent protein serine/threonine phosphatase regulator activity. The record is from RefSeq and is a predicted model, not a curated record. NCBI's taxonomy places the organism in Eukaryota, Metazoa, Arthropoda, Insecta, Diptera, Dolichopodidae.
AUGGGUAACGCCAACGGCUCCUUAAGUCCUCAUGAGCAGAAGGAGUUAGUGGCUGCUGCAAAUUUUAGUGAACGUGACAUCAAGAAAAUCUAUAAGCGAUUUCGUGCUCUUGAUACAAAUCAGAAUGGCGAACUCGACCCUCACGAGCUCUUUGAUGUCCCCGAAAUUGCUGAUAAUCCCUUGGUCAAACGCGUCAUUUCGAUCUUCGACACAAAAGAUGGAAAAGUUUCUUUUGUUGAGUUUUUAGUUGGACUUGGUGAGUCCGGCUGCCUGCUUGUUACCAGUUUUUCGACAACGUUCGUUCUCCUCAGCAAAUUAACCGCAGGAGUUGACGAUAAGCAAAAAAUGCGCUUCGCUUUCGACAUCUAUGAUGUUGACAAAGAUGGUCACAUUUCAAAUGGGGAAUUGUUUACUGUCAUGAAAAUGAUGGUUGGAAAUAAUUUGAAUGACCAACAAUUGCAACAAUUAGUUGAUAGAACAAUUUUGCAAACAGACAAAGAUGGAGACGGCUUGAUCUCGUUUUCAGAGUUCGAAGCAAUUGUGUCGCACAUCAACAUUGGGGAAAAAUUGCGCGUUGAUGUGUAG